AUGGCAAGUUGCAGCGUGGACAAGCCCGAGUUGAUUGUAGGAGGUGACUACAAACUGAUAAAGAAGAUCGGGGGUGGCUCCUUUGGGGAGAUUUAUCUGGCAGUCAGCCUCACCAACGGCAGGCAGUUGGCUGUGAAGCUGGAAUCGCAGAACGUCACGUACCCCCAGUUGCCUGCGGAAAACAGGCUGUAUGAGAUCCUUCGGGGUGGGGUUGGCGUCCCCACCGUGCAGUGGUAUGGCCAGGAGAAAGAGUAUAACGCGCUGGUCAUGGAACUUCUGGGACCUAACCUGGAGGAUCUCUUCAGUUUUUGUUCCAAGAAGUUCUCAAUGAAAACCAUACUUAUGUUAGCCGACGAGAUGAUCAGUAGAAUCGAAUACCUGCAUGCAAAGAACUUUAUCCACAGAGACAUUAAGCCGGAAAAUUUCCUCAUGGGUACUGGCUGUUACUGUCCGAAGUGUUUGGAGAUGCCCAUCGGGACAGGUAAUAGAACCAUGACGACCCAGGAUCCAACCCAAGAUCAAUUAUACUUGAUCGAUUUCGGCUUAGUCAAACAGUACAGGGACGACAUCACCAAGGAACACAUACCCUACAAAGCUAAUAAAAGCUUCACUGGCACUGCCCGUUACGCCAGCAUUAACGCACAACGUGGCAUUGAGCAGAGUCGCCGCGAUGACCUGGAGGCGAUAGGCUAUAUUUUGGUGUAUUUUAAUAGGGGUAGCCUGCCGUGGCAGGGAAUCAAGGCUAGGACGAAGCAGCAGAGUUUUGAAAAGAUACGUGAGAUGAAGAUAGCCACACCUAUUGAAGUGCUGUGUCAGGGAGUUCCUGAAGAGUUUGCCAUUUACCUAAACUACUGCCGUGAGCUGGGGUUCGACGAAACCCCUGAUUACUGGUAUCUGAGGCAGCUCUUCCGCAACCUUUUCAAGUCCCUGAACCUCGAGUUUGAUCACACGUUUGAUUGGACUCUGAUAAGGGCGAAAGAGUUGCAGAUAAAGUCUGCUGGCAAUGACAGAAAACCUGCAGAAAGGGAAACUACUAAAAGCAAGUGUAACACGAAAGGUGUCUAA
Ochotona curzoniae (black-lipped pika) is the source of this 1065-nucleotide messenger RNA. Its product is annotated as casein kinase I-like. Lineage: Eukaryota; Metazoa; Chordata; Mammalia; Lagomorpha; Ochotonidae. Bases 1 to 1065 code for a protein of 354 amino acids. The record is from RefSeq and is a predicted model, not a curated record. Gene Ontology annotation, biological process: signal transduction; peptidyl-serine phosphorylation. Gene Ontology annotation, molecular function: ATP binding; protein serine/threonine kinase activity. Gene Ontology annotation, cellular component: cytoplasm; nucleus. The transcript has a single exon.